AUGUCGCUAGAAUAUCUGGAUAUUACUGCAACACCGAUUAGCUUAGUAGUGUAUUCGUUCCUUGGCUUGUUAUGUACAACAUUUCUCUAUGGCAUCUAUGGUAUCUUUUUAACAAUACUGAAAUUUCUUCGCUAUGGCCACAAGCGUUUCUUUACUCAAAUCAGUCGACCAGAACCACCUGUGAAAGCCACCGAUCGGAUAUAUGGUAAACAUGAAAUGCUCAAGCUUAAAUCAUCGGGCAUUUCGCUGCACUAUGUUUCGAAAGGUUUACCAAAUCAACAUAUGAUUCUCUUUGUCCAUGGCUUUCCCGAAUGUUGGUAUUCAUGGCGAAGUCAAAUGAAAUACUUUUCCAAAGACUAUCGAGUUGUUGCCAUCGAUCAACGAGGUUAUGGCGUUAGUUCUAAGCCACCUUUUGUUCAAGACUACCGACUGGAAACUUUAGCUGGAGAUGUUGCGGAUGUCAUCGAACAACUUGGAUAUGAAUCAUGUAUUUUAGUCGGUCAUGACAUCGGAGGUUUAGUUGCAUGGACGACUGCAAUGCUUUAUCCUCAUUUGGUCGAGAAAUUAGUCAUUAUGAACUGUCCACACCCUGUUGCGUUUCGUCAAGAAUUAACAUUCAGCCAAAUCCAACGAUCAUGGUAUAUGUUCUUCUUUCAAACCACGAUCAUACCUGAGUUGUAUGUCGAAGCUGAUGACUUUGCUUACAUCAAAGACGGCUUUCGUACAAAAUCGACCGGACUAGUUAAUCAAGAUUAUAUCACUGAUGGCGACAUUGAUAUCUACAAAUAUACAUUAUCUCAGCCCGACGCAACCAAAUGUGCACUGAAUUUCUUUCGUGCUCUCUUCCGUUAUCAAAGCGAUUUCUCGCGCGCUGAAGUUGUCGCACCCGUUCUACUCUUGUGGGGCCGUAACGACCAUAGAUUCGGGGAAGACUUUGCUGAAGCAAGUCAAAAAUAUUGCGGGGAUAUUCGUUUGAAAAAGAUCGCAGGUGGCUCUCAUUGGAUCAAUCAAGACAUGCCUGACGUGGUCAACAAACACAUGGAACUCUUCUUUAACGAGCCACCUCCCGCAGAUCCUACGCCAGAAUAUUAG
Adineta ricciae is the source of this 1092-nucleotide messenger RNA. NCBI's taxonomy places the organism in Eukaryota, Metazoa, Rotifera, Eurotatoria, Adinetida, Adinetidae. The record is from the annotation of a GenBank genome assembly.